AUGAUGAUGAAUAAAUCGAACUACAUCCUCAAAAACAAGGACAUCACCGGUAAUUUUGACAGACCUUUAGAGAUUCCAUAUCAUCAUAAAAGCACCCUCUUUCCCUCUCCCUCUUCACCAUUACUCUCACCAUUGCUUCGCUCACUAACCUACCUGUCAACCUACCAACUUAUUUCAAGACACUUACUAACCUUCUACCCUUUUCUCCUCUCAAUUUUGAACCAACCCGAACACCAAGGCAGCACUCUUGGCCGCAAGAAGUCAUUUACCGAAACGCUGUCCAAUGCAGAGAGCACCGAAAGAGUCCAAGUACCAGCAAAGCGACACUGGGAUGUGCAAGAGAAGAUCGAGAUACUGGAUAAACUGCGGAACCUCCGCUACUUUGAUACCGAGACGGGUUUUCUGAGGGAAGUGCCCGUGGAGAAGGCAGCUGAAUCCCUCUACGUACCUCCUCAUACGUUGAAACGCUGGGUGAAAAACGAGGACCGCAUUCGAACAACAGCACUAGAGCCCAAGAGACGGCCUAAGCCUCUCAUCGCCAAAGACCCAAUUGUCUAG
Talaromyces atroroseus is the source of this 558-nucleotide messenger RNA. RefSeq lists its product as hypothetical. NCBI's taxonomy places the organism in Eukaryota, Fungi, Ascomycota, Eurotiomycetes, Eurotiales, Trichocomaceae. The transcript is spliced from 2 exons. The record is from RefSeq and is a predicted model, not a curated record. The coding region runs from base 1 to 558 and encodes 185 amino acids.